Molecule: messenger RNA, 1857 nt
Organism: Sycon ciliatum
Lineage: Eukaryota; Metazoa; Porifera; Calcarea; Leucosolenida; Sycettidae
Exons: 4
Coding region: 1-1857 (618 amino acids)
Biological process (GO): DNA integration
Molecular function (GO): nucleic acid binding
Source: RefSeq, a predicted model, not a curated record
AUGGCAAUGAAGACUCGCCUUUCCGCUGAAGCCGAACUGGACAGGUUAGAGAACCUUGGUAUUGUUAGCAAGGUCCAGUGGAGCGAGUGGGCAACCCCAAUUGUGCCAGUUAUCAAGCCCAAUGGCUCAGUGCGUCUCUGUGGCGAUUUCAAGGCCACAUUGAACCCGCAACUGAAGGUGGAUCAACACCCUCUUCCACGUGUAGAAGAUGUGUUCGCCACUCUGGCUGGAGGACAACGCUUCACCAAGAUCGAUCUGAAACAAGCGUACCUCCAGAUGGAAAUGGAGGAGGAAUCAAAGCCACUUCUCACACUGACAACGCACAAGGGCUUGUAUCAGCUCAACCGUCUCGGAUUUGGUGUGGCUUCCGCACCAGCGCUGUGGCAGCAGGCCAUCGGCCGCACCCUGCAUGGCGUUCCACAUCAGGCCUGCCUGCUAGAUGACAUCAUCGUCACCGGUCGCGACGACGAUGAACAUUUGGACAACGUGGAGAGCAUCUUGGGUCGUCUCUCCGACCACGGCCUGAGAGUCAAUCCAGCGAAGUGCACGUUCUUCGCAGAUGCAGUGGAGUACUGUGGUCACAUUGUCAGUCGCCACGGUUUGCGCAAGACUGAUGACAAGAUCAAGGCGAUCAACGAGGCCCCGGCACCACAGAACGUGUCCCAGCUGCGCAGCUUUCUGGGUAUGGGUCAGUCCUGGCAUUGGACAGCUGACUGUGCAGCAGCAUUCAAGACCAUCAAGGCAGCUAUCGCCUCGGAUCAGGUACUCAUGCAUUUUGAUCCCGACCUGCCGGUACAGUUGGCAACUGACGCAUCACCCUACGGCCUGGGAGCGGUGCUCUCGCAUGUUCUGCCGGACGGUGCGGAACGGCCGAUUGCCUUCGCGUCACGUUCGCUUGCCGAGACCGAGAAGCGAUCACGAGCCUCUGACAGCCAUUUUCAGUCCGAGCAAAGGAAUGCCAGCUCUGACGACAGCGCGUCUACAGUCUUGGCCAAGGUCCUAGGUGGUGUUCGUGACGGGUGGUCACACUCCUCAACUGACGGUGACAUGCAGCCAUUUGCGAGGCACAAGAAUGAGCUGGGACUGCACCAAGGAUGUCUUAUGUGGGGAAUCUGGGUUGUCAUCCCACCCCAACUACGCAAGCGAGUACUUGAGGAACUGCACACAGGCCAUCCAGGCAUGGUUCGUAUGAAGUCAUUGGCCCGUAGCUUCGUUUGGUGGCCAGGCAUCGACGCUGACAUCGAGACAACCGGCAAGGUCUGUGCUGGCUGCCAGGCACACCAGGCAGCACCACCAAAGUCACCACUCCAUCCCUGGGAGUGGCCGUCCAAGCCAUGGCAACGCCUCCACAUUGAUUUUGCAGGACCGUUCCAAGGGCACAUGUGGCUGAUCGUGGUGGAUGCCCACAGCAAGUGGCCGGAAGUUCUGCCAAUGAACAGCACCACUGCUCCAGUCACCGUUCGCCGUCUCCGGGAAGUGUUCGCCCAGCAUGGUUUGCCUGACCAGAUCGUCAGUGAUAAUGGCCCGCAGUUCACAUCCGAUGAGUUCCGUCGUUUCACUGAAGCCAACGGCAUUACCCACACCUUCUCAGCACCGUACCACCUAGCGACGAAUGGGUUGGCUGAACGAUUCGUGCGGACGAUGAAGCAGGCACUAAAGUCCCAUUCGGACACAGCACCGCUCGAGUUCUUGCCUCGCUUCCUGUUGUCGUAUCGCACCACACCACAUGCAACAACGAAUGCCACACCAGCAUCUCUGCUAAUGCAUCGUGAGCUACGCACUCGGUUGUCCUUGGUCCAGCCCAGUGUUCAGGCAUCUGUGGCCAAGAAACAAGCAGCUCAGAGUAAUGCGAGGUAA